UAGUGAGAAGAAGACAGGUAAGAAGAUAGACAGUACCCCCCUCGCCACAUGUCUCAGGCGAAUUAGGCAAUGGUCUCCGACUUUCCUCCUCCUAUAUAUCUUCUUCUAACUUCAUCACAUUUUCUCUCACUAACGUUUUGAUUUGCAUAUAUAGCCACACGCACACAGAGAUUAUUGUAUUGGAAGCUCCUAAGUCUAACUCUAUCUUAGACCAAUGAAAGGUGAUACUGUUGUUGAAGAUGGGUUCAUGUGCGAAGAAGAGACCCAUCUCACUGUUCUCAAGACCUCUCUCUUCUUCGCCGGCGAUGGAUUCACCGUCUACGAUUCCAAAGGUGAGCUCGUCUUCCGAGUUGACUCCUAUGGACCCGAUAAUGAGGUAAUACUCAUGGACGCCUCCGGCCGCUGCCUCCUCACUGUCCGGCGAAAGUGGCCGAGUCUGCAUCAUCGAUGGGAAGGGUUUAUGGGAGAGAAGACGGAAGGUCAGCAACCGAUCUUCAGUGUGCGGAGAUCGUCGAUCGUGGGACGGUCGAGCAUGACGGUGGAGGUGUUCGGAGAAACAGGUGAGGAGUACCAGAUAGAGGGAUCUUUCUGUCAGCGCAGCUGCACCAUCUUCAAUGCGGCGAAGGAAUCAAUGGCUGAGAUCAGACGCAAAGUGGAUGCUUCGGCCCACGUGAUGCUUGGGAAGGACGUCUUCUCUCUCUGCCUCAAACCCGGUUUUGAUAGUGCCUUCGCCAUGGGAUUGGUGCUCGUCCUUGAUCAAAUCUACGGUGGUGGUGAUUGGGCUGAUGUGGACCCCACCAUUAUGGAAUCCGAAGGUAUGGUUGAGGUGGACACCACCAUUGUGGAAUCCGAAGGUAGGGUUGAGGUGGACCCCACCACUGUGGAACCCAAAUCACACAUUGAUUUGAAUGUCGUAUGAUUUUGCAUAUAUAGUAGUUGGGUAAUGUAAUGGGUUUGUACAACGUUGUCUUGAUCCUCAGUACUUUGUUUUUCAAAAGUCUAUAAAGAAAAAAAAGGUGCUAGGUUUGAGCUGGGGUUAGUCAAACGCAUGUCCAAACUUGGUUUGUUCUGGAGUGACGAAGAUCCGUUAGAAAAAUUAAUUACUAACGUGUUUAUGUUUAUGUUUAUGUUUAUGUUUAUGACACUAUGGUGUUAAAACAAGAAUGUUUAUGACAUAAUGUUAAAGAUAUAUCUCAUUUAUAUGUGUAAUGAGCUGAGUUUAAUAAGCAAGCUAAAAAAUCCUUCUCUAA
This is a messenger RNA of Cornus florida, 1250 nucleotides long. Its product is annotated as protein LURP-one-related 5-like. The coding region runs from base 215 to 919 and encodes 234 amino acids. Lineage: Eukaryota; Viridiplantae; Streptophyta; Magnoliopsida; Cornales; Cornaceae. The transcript has 2 exons. The record is from RefSeq and is a predicted model, not a curated record.